This is a messenger RNA of Ostrinia furnacalis (Asian corn borer), 2206 nucleotides long. RefSeq lists its product as uncharacterized. Bases 164 to 2179 code for a protein of 671 amino acids. Gene Ontology annotation, biological process: mitotic spindle midzone assembly; microtubule cytoskeleton organization. Gene Ontology annotation, molecular function: microtubule binding. Gene Ontology annotation, cellular component: spindle; cytoplasm; mitotic spindle midzone. NCBI's taxonomy places the organism in Eukaryota, Metazoa, Arthropoda, Insecta, Lepidoptera, Crambidae. The transcript is spliced from 12 exons. The record is from RefSeq and is a predicted model, not a curated record.
UCUUGAUUUUGAAAACUUCAAACGUUUUUCGUUCGUUGUUGCAUUGGUUGUAUUGUAAAUGUAAUUCUAAAAUAAAAUAAUUUUGCAAGACAAGUGCUAUAAUUUUGUGCGUUUAUUACAUGUGACUUUUAUAUGUUUAUUGUGAAAGUGUAGUUUGAGGAAAAUGAUUGCCCUAACCGACGACGUUUACAAAUUAUUUGAUGAAGUCCAGGACAAAAUUGCCCACAAUGUCCGCGUCAUGAUGGAAGAGCUAUGGCUGAACUGGUCGCACCUAGGAGUCGAGGACUCCACGAAGGUCAACAACAUAAACAAACUGGUGACAAUCGAGACUGAGCUUCACAGAGAUGUCAUUUCAGAGACCAGACAGAAACUCAAAACAAUGCAAGCACAAGUGGACAAACUGAAAGAAGAAACGGAAGAACUAAGCAGAUGUCUUUCGGUGGAUAUUACAAUCAUGGAAUUCAAAGAUGACAUGAUGUUAGCAGAAUACAAGAGAGAAUUGGAAGAUCAGAUUGCAGGAUAUAGAGAACAAGUAGAGCAGCGUCGCAUGAAAAUGGAAAGGCUGCUCGAAUGGCAACGCGACCUGGCCGAGAAGCUCGGUGUCACCAUCCAGGAGUUGCAGGAGAUCCCGCUCCCUUCGGAGGAGGAGCUGGACCGGCUGAAGGAUCACCUCGAAGUCUUGCAGGCAGAGAGAGACAAGCGCGCUGAGAUAUUCCUGAACACGCAAGUGGAGAUUAAGGAUAUCAUGGACAAGCUCCAAAUCAAGCCGCAAAACAAGUUCGAGCACAUCGCGGUGACGUCACUGUCUGUAGACUUCAAGGUGACAGACUUGAACAUGGACCGCCUCGCCAAGCUUCAGCAGGAGUUGCAGGAGCGAUUCGAGCAGACCAACAAUAGGGUGCUAGAACUCCGCGAACGGCUGUCCAAGCUGUGGGACUGUUUGGACGAGGACCAGGUGUACCGCGAGAACUUCCUGCACGCUCACCCCGGCUGCCACCCUCGCAGCGAGGCUGCCAUCAAGGACGAGAUCCGCCGCUGCGACCAGAUCAAGCGGCAGAAGAUACAGGUGUUCGUAGCCAACGUCCGUACUAAAAUAAAGCUGAUGUGGGACAGCGUGAUGUAUUCCCCGCAACAGCGCGAGGAGUUCGUGCACUACUUCCAGGACAUCUUCACGGAGGAUACGCUCACGUUGCACGAGCUGUAUUUGGACAAGAUCACCAAGUUCUACAGUGAGAACAAGUACGAGCGCCACAACAAGCUGUCGGCUCGCAAGCAGGCGCUGACGCCGACGACGCCGCUUCUGCGCUCGCUGGCCACGUCGCCGCUCGGCAAGCGCAACCGAACUGCCGCCGGGCUCGCCGCCACUGCUGAGAAGAACAGGCCGUCCAAGCGUCAGCUGAUGACUGGCAGCGCUACCAAAGCUGUCACCACCAUCUCCAACAAUCUGUCUGCCCUCAAGAGAUCUGCCAUAUCCACUGUCAAGAGGCGCAUUAGCGGUCGUCUGGCCACCCGCGCUAUCGUAGAGAGUAAGGGCGAUCACGCGAAACGCAAGUUGGACUACGGAGGAGAGCUCAAGAAAACACCCAAAGUCAACGGCAGCAUUCUCAAGCACAAGCGUACGUCUCACGGCAAGCGGCGCAGCACCUCGCGCCGUUCCACCAACGCGACGGCCUCCAGCCAAGAGGAAGAACACAAGCACAAAGACCCUCUCAUGGAGACUACGCUGCUCACUACGUACACAGAUUUCAAGGACAACAUCAACGAGAAGCAAAUCAGCCGUAGUUCGAUGGCGAAUACUAGAGGUCACGAGCCGCUCCUCCCAACCAUCGUCUUCUCAGCGAUCGACGAGAAAAAAACGCCCACCACCCCCAAAAAAACUGCAAAAGUUCCCACGCCCCUCACCCCCAAAGUCGGCAAGGAAAACAUCCAACACGUCAACGUGCCUAUAACCCCUAAAAGCAACCUUCUAUACACCCCUACUAGAUUAACGCGAUCAGCUCUGAAGCUAAAUAACGACGGUUUUGCAACUCCAAGAGCGCCGCUGAGUGCGAACAAAGUCAACCUGCAACGACAAAACACGGUAUCGAGUAUGUCAGUGAAAACUACCCCCAAUAAUGUCAGCCGGUCGAAGUCACACACUCAUUUGGUGCGGGCCAAGAAUCUACCGCCGCUUAUUUGAGAUUAAGACUGAUGUCGCGUUCACGUA